CAUAACAAGAAUGGUGAAGUUCUCAAAGGAGCUGGAAGCUCAGCUUAUACCAGAAUGGAAGGGUGCUUUCGUCAACUACUGGCUACUCAAGAAACAAGUUAAGAAGAUCAAGCUUUCAAGAGUCCCCAAACAACCCUCAGACGCAGCCAGAGAUUUCGGUGUCUCCAUUUUCGAUCCAGUUCGCUUUGUCACCAAAAGAAUUAGCGAAAUGUUGUUCAAUUUCGAUAACAAAACGGAGAUAAUUCAGGUGAAGAGUAAAAUCAUGGAGGAUGGUGACGAAGAAGAAAUUUAUGAGACAGAGCUCGCUCAGUUGUUUUCAUCGGAGGAUGAGGUGAGGGUGUUUUUUGAGGCACUAGAUGUAGAACUUAACAAAGUGAACCAAUUUUACAAGACGAAAGAGAGUGAGUUUCUUGAGAGAGGAGAGAUUUUGAACAAACAGCUACAGAUUUUGCUGGACCUCAAGCAAAUUCUCAAUUACCGGCGGUGGAAGAAUUCUGGAUCAAAAUCCAACAUCCCGAGUGUUCCCAGCUCAUGGUCUUCUUCUCCCCGGAAUUCCGACUUCAGUACCGAGAGCGUGGCGGAAUCGAAUACGGCCCCUACAGAAAUAACACAAACGAGUGAAGCACUUGCAGCAUUAGAAAGAAAUGGUGUUAACUUUAUUAACACGACAACUGGGGGUAAGACGAAGAAAGGCAAACCUAAAACGGCCAUGAGGAUUGAUAUUCCAAACACAACACCGACAAGAACUAUCACAGCUGUUACAUCAAUGCUUUGGGAAGAUUUAGUGAACAAUCCUAAAAAGGAUGGCCCCGGAGAGUUCAUCAAUCGAAAGAAGAUACAGUGUGCUGAAAAGAUGAUUAGAGGAGCUUUUGUAGAGCUCUACAGAGGUCUUGGUUUGCUUAAAACUUACAGCUCACUAAAUAUGGUAGCUUUUACAAAGAUCCUAAAGAAAUUCGACAAGGUAUCAAACCAGCAGGCGUCAGAAAGUUAUCUGAAAGCAGUGAAGAUAUCACAUUUCAUUUGUUCUGACAAGGUUGUUAGACUAAUGGACGAAGUGGAGUCCAUAUUCACAAAGCACUUCGCCAGUAAUGACAAGAAAAAGGCAAUGAAGUUUUUGAGGCCACAACAAAACAAAGAUUCUCAUACGGUUACCUUUUUUGUUGGUUUGUUUACAGGUUGUUUUGUAUCAUUGUUUAGUGUGUAUGCAAUUUUAGCGCACUUGUCUGGUAUAUUCUCUCCUAGCACAGAAAGAGAUUACAUGGAAACUGUCUACCCUGUUUUCAGUGUUUUUGCCUUACUCAGCCUGCACUUGUUUAUGUAUGGGUGCAACCUAUUCAUGUGGAAGAGUACAAGAAUCAAUUACAACUUUAUAUUUGAAUUCCAACCAAGCACGGCCCUCAAGUAUCGCGACGCCUUCCUCGUAUGCACAACCUUCAUGACAACUGUGGUUGCUGCCAUGGUUGUGCACCUUAUAUUAAGGGCAAAAAACUUCUUACCUAGCCAAGUUGAUGCCAUUCCUGGAGUUUUCCUUCUGUUUGCUGUUGCACUGCUUGUAUGCCCAUUAGACAUCUUCUAUCGACCAACUCGUUACUGCUUCAUCAGAGUAAUUCGUAACAUAGUCUGCUCACCACUUUACAAGGUUUUGAUGGUAGAUUUUUUUAUGGCUGAUCAACUUACUAGCCAGAUCCCAUUGCUGAGACACAUGGAAUCUACAGCUUGUUAUUUUCUUGCUGGAAAUUUCAGAUCACACCAAUACGAAACCUGCCGAAGUGGAAGGCUAUUUAGAGAGCUGCUUUAUGUUAUCUCGUUCUUGCCAUACUACUGGCGCGCCAUGCAAUGUGCAAGACGAUGGUUCGAUGAAUGUGACGUUAACCAUUUGGCUAACAUGGGAAAAUAUGUUUCUGCCAUGGUGGCAGCCGGAUCAAGGAUUACAUAUGCUAACAACCCGCACAGCCACCUAUGGUUUUAUAUAGUAGUGAUCACCUCUGUGGUGGCUACAGUCUACCAGUUGUACUGGGACUUUGUCAUGGACUGGGGGCUUUUCGACCCAAAAUCCAAGAACUUAUGGCUAAGAGACGAACUUAUUCUCAAGAACAAAAGCAUCUACUAUGCUUCCAUUGCCUUGAAUGCGGUCCUAAGAGUCGCUUGGGUAGAAACAGUAAUGGGAUUUCAUAGAAUUCCGGAUGUUGAGUCACGAUUGCUGGACUUUCUCUUAGCUUCAUUAGAGGUUAUCCGACGAGGGCAUUGGAACUUUUACAGGUUAGAGAAUGAGCAUCUAAAUAAUGUUGGCAAGUACAGGGCAGUGAAGACAGUACCUCUACCAUUCCGUGAGACAGAUUCUGAUGGCUGAGAUGAUCCUGUCUAAUAUGUAUAGAAACCCCGAAAUGCUGACAUGGGGAAAUUAAGCCAUGGCAGAAGGAAUCCACACUUUCUUAUAUCAAUGUGUGAGAUCCUGCCAUCCAUUCAUCUCACAUUACACUUCGGAAUAUAUAUAAAUUGUAAGGCACCGCCAAGUGUAAUGAAGAAAGGCGCUUUUCAAAUGGAGUACCUUUUUCUGCUGUUCAUUUUGGCAUUUUAAUGUGGAGGUGUAUCAUAUAUUUCUGAAUACAGUUCCUUUUCGGAUUGACUAUUAAAAUGCUCGCAUUCAAAUAACAAUCUAUA
Molecule: messenger RNA, 2661 nt
Organism: Pyrus x bretschneideri (Chinese white pear)
Lineage: Eukaryota; Viridiplantae; Streptophyta; Magnoliopsida; Rosales; Rosaceae
Product: phosphate transporter PHO1
Exons: 15
Coding region: 11-2350 (779 amino acids)
Biological process (GO): phosphate ion transport; cellular response to phosphate starvation
Cellular component (GO): trans-Golgi network; Golgi apparatus; plasma membrane
Molecular function (GO): inositol hexakisphosphate binding
Source: RefSeq, a predicted model, not a curated record